This is a messenger RNA of Lachnellula hyalina, 5373 nucleotides long. It is a transcript of the gene choD, whose product is annotated as Cholesterol oxidase. Bases 1 to 5373 code for a protein of 1790 amino acids. NCBI's taxonomy places the organism in Eukaryota, Fungi, Ascomycota, Leotiomycetes, Helotiales, Lachnaceae. Gene Ontology annotation, molecular function: oxidoreductase activity, acting on CH-OH group of donors; flavin adenine dinucleotide binding. The transcript is spliced from 4 exons. The record is from RefSeq and is a predicted model, not a curated record.
AUGAGCGCCACACAGCACAGGUGGGAUACCACCGACUCAGUGAGGACGGGCGAGGAGAUGCAGAGCGAAUCCGAUCUGGACAAUACUGUUCUGAGCACUACACCCUCGAGCUUUGACGAAUUUCAUCGAUGGCAAGCUCAUAUUGCCCUGGAGAACUUUGGCGAGGGCCUCCAUGCUGCUGCCCAAGCUAUUUUUCCCAGCGAAAGAAGGUUUCCGUACUCCAAAGUAUACGUACUAAUGCUCUGUUGGGACGAUGAAAGAGCAAACCAACAUCUUGAAAAAGAUAUGGACCGUUUAUCCGACGUUUUCAAGAAUGUCUAUCACUUCGAAACUGAAGUCUGGAGGAUUCCGGACGAGGACUCUAAUUUGGAUGUCAACCAAAAGAUCCUGGAUUUUGUGAGUUUAGGAGGUGACAGAUUCGAAGAUUUAAAGAUUAUCUACUAUACCGGCCGGGCUCGACUCAACAAAAAUAAGAGUCUGGUUUGGACAAGUGGACACAAGAAUCCAAGGUCGAGAUAUUCCACAGUGCAAUGGAGCGGGAUUCAGACCGCAUUAGAGCAGGCACAAAGUGAUGUACUGGCUCUUUUGGAUUGCUGCCACGCCGGAACUGCGAGCAACGAUGAAGGCAACGGCACCACUGAGCUAAUCGCAGCUUGUGCCUAUAACUCUUCCAUUAAUAGCGUCCCAUCUUAUUCUUUCACAAGAGAACUAGAAUUCGAACUUCGAGAAUUGAGCAGCUUAUCCUCGUUUUCCAUUGGGAAUCUGUACGAUAACUUAUUCUCCCGCGUCAGGAGUCGUAUGUCGGAGGAGGGACUGGAGCCCCAAUCUCCUGUUUAUCUGCCAUUGACGCAAGAAAAUUCAAAGUUUCCGCGUAGCAUCCGUCUCUCAAUUCAUAUUGACGGAAACUUACCAAGUCAUUUAGCCUCAGGUGGCUCCUACGACGUCCAGUCGCCACAAUCAGACAUAUUUGGCAUAACGAAUGGAGACCUGAUUAGUCUCUCUUUCAAACCUUCUUCUGCAACUGCUGUAGGGCCAACACCAAGAAUGGCAUUUGCGAUCCGAUUAACAGAAGACUUCAGAGUUGGCGACCUCUCCUCCAAUUUGUUCUCCGAAUGGCUUCGAAACAUCCCAACUUCCCUCGAUCAAGUCAAGAUCGAAGCUGGAUUUCAUAGCUACUCGUCACUACUCAUCGUUUCAGUUCCGAUAUGUCUGUCAAUCUAUAUACCAAAAGAUCCUGCUGUGAUGAGCCUUGGUCCCAUCACGUCGUUCAACCAAGUCCUCAGCAGAGUCCCAAUUCCGAAGGAUCUUCCUACUCCUAAUCCGGAUAUGUGGACUUGGGACAAUCUAGGCAACGGCAUCAAUGGUUUACAUUCAAACGCCAAAACUCAUGAAAUAGUCACCGGAAUCCAUGGGAACAUUAACAGUCAACCUUCAGAAAUUCGUCACCGCAAAAACGCGCACUUGAUUCCGCCCCAAGGUCAGAAAGAAUUUCGACCAAAGUUGGAGACAAGUUACUCAUCCCAGUUCAGCCCUGCAAGUAGCAUGACCGAAGAGCCUCUUUCCGCCAAGGAGACCAAUGAAAGUGCCAAAUUACCCACCUCGCAAGAGGAUUUCCACCGCUCAUAUCCACAUGGUCCUUAUGCACGAAAAAGCGAAAACGAAACCUACGACGAAGACGCCAAUGGCAAGGAGUUUCCAAGAAUUUCGAAGCCCGUCGAGCUUAUGUGGAAUUCGUACGAUUGCGUCGUUAUUGGAUCGGGAUACGGUGGUGCUGUGGCUGCGAGUCGAAUGGCUAGAGCUGGACAAGAAGUAUGUUUGCUUGAAAGAGGCAAGGAACGAUGGCCUGGAGAGUAUCCCACUGAACUCGUGGAUGCUAUGAAGCAAUUCCAUGUAUCAGGCGAAUUUGCUCCCGGAUUUAUAAAGGAUUUAAUGGUCGAGGAAGGAGACCCAACAGGGCUUUAUCACCUCAUUGUCGGCAAAGGCCAGAACGCAUUCGUCGGUAAUGGUCUUGGCGGAACGAGUCUCUUGAAUGCCAACGUAUUCCUGGAAGCUAAUGAUGCAACAAUGAAACUGGAUUGCUGGCCCGAGGAACUACAAGGAUACGACAAGCUGAAGAAAUACUACAAACGUGCCGCGAGCGUUCUCCAGCCUGAACCAUACCCGAAAAAUUGGCCUGAAUUGCCGAAGCUGAAGAUGCUCGAGAAACAAGCCAAGGCUCUUGGGCUGGAGGAAAAAUUCAAGAGAGUUCCUCAGACCACUCGUUUCCAUGAUGGUCCUAAUAGUACUGGUGUUGAAAUGUUUGAGUCCCAGUUGACCGGCAUGGACACCACUGGAGUAAAUGACGGGAGCAAGUCAAGCACUCUCGUAAACUAUCUCUCCGAUGCUUGGAACUGGGGUGCCGAAAUGUUUUGCGAAUGCGAGGUUAGAUACAUCAAGAAGCACCCGUCGGAAGAAGGUUACUUGGUCUUCUACGCUUGGCACGGAAGCAAGAGGGGCGCCUUUCCAACCAAUCUUUACGAAGAUCUCAUGUGGGUCCAUGCGAAGAAAUGCGUUUUUCUUGGUGCUGGAAGCAUCGGUACCACUGAGAUCCUCCUCCGAAGCAAGAAUUUAGGACUUCCAAUGAGCGACAGGGUUGGUCAGGGCAUGAGCGGGAAUGGAGACAUCCUCGCUUUCGGCUACAAUACCGAAGACGAAGUCAAUGCCAUUGGCCGAGAAGACACAUCUUGUAAUAUUGGACCAACGAUAACAGGCGUAAUUGAUAAUCGUGAGGAUCACGAGAAUCCUCUUGAUGGGUAUGUUAUUGAGGAAGGCGCCAUUCCCCACGCGCUUGCCCAACUAUUCCAGACGAUGCUAGAGACGAUGCCAGGCAAUCAAUAUCCCAAGGGCCAUAGCCUUGUUGGAAAAGUCAAGCAUGCCUUAGCACAGCAAGGAAGUCGAUUCUUGGGACCAUAUUAUAAGAAAGGAAGCAUCGAGAGAACGCAAGUGUAUCUGAUCAUGAGUCACGACUCCAACCAAGCGAUUAUGACCCUCAAGGAUGAUAAGCCGAUCUUGGAGUUCCUUGGUGUAGGGAAUAGCUCCCACGUUAAGUUCCUCAAUAAUCUCCUUCGGGAGGCUACCGAGGCUGUCGGCGGAACAUAUGUCCAAAGUCCAUUCUCCGCGUAUCUGGGCCAGGAAAUUACGGUACAUCCUAUCGGAGGAGCAUGCAUUGCCAAAGACGGCACUGCUGAUACUGGAGUCACGAACCACUUUGGAGAAGUGUUAACUGGCAAUGGCGACGAAAUCCAUCAUGGUCUCGUUGUCACAGAUGCAGCUGUCAUCCCAACCGCUCUCGGUGUCAACCCCUUUGCAACAAUUACGGCGCUUGCGGAGAGAUCUGUUGAGCACGCAGCUCGCAGUAUUGGUGAAAGAAUCGAUUUGAAGACUAAGAAUAAUGACGUCCUGGAUUUGUUCGGGGAACCGCAUCAACAUGCUGAAACCAAGCGGCAACUUGAUCGUCGAAACACACUCCGCAUCGCGGCAGCGACAGAACUGGUCGACGUGACACGAGCUUCUAAAGCUAACGGGUUUGGCUUCUCCGAAGUGAUGUCGGGAUAUAUUCACAUUGGCGAUGGGAUCCAAGGUGAGAAAAUAGAGGACUAUGAGACUGCUGCGAAGACCGCCAGGGGGCUCUGUGAGGAGGCGAGGUUCUUUUUGAGUGUCCAAGCCUGGGAUACAGAUAUGACCGUAAAUCGAGCCGAUCACAAGGCAAUGUUGACUGGAACCUUUACUUGUGGAAGCUUGCCAGGCAGUCCUUUCCUCGUCCAACGAGGGGACUUCCAUCUAUUCAGCAUUGACAACUCUGCACCCGGCACCCGGAAUCUAACGUAUGACUUUAAUAUGACUUCAGUCGACGACACAGAGUUCCACUUCCAUGGCUACAAAGUCGUCGAUUCAUCUAUCACGUUGGCACCUUGGCGUUUCUGGUCUGCAGCUUCGACUCUCUAUGUGACAAUAUGGCGAACUAGAGAUAAAGUCAUUGUUGGUCGAGGGAUGAUGCAUAUCAAACCAUUCGACUUCCUCUCUGAAAUAUUCACCCUCAAACCAUCCGGCCGAAACUUCCUAGCAAAGGUGCAAUCAACGGCCAACUUCAUGGGGUUCUUUGCCCGGCAAUCUGCAAAUCUUUUCCUUGCCCCUUUUGUGUGGCAACAAUAUCCUACCGUGAAUUACGACCAUUAUAUCAAUGGUACCUCGUCAGACGAUGUUAUUGAAGUCUUUGCUUCUGAUGGGGUACAAACCUUGCUCAAGGUCUUCGAGCCGCGGAAUCCCAAUAUCGAGACCAAGAAUCUUUUCAUGAUUCCUGGUGCCUCUGUUGACGAACAAAUUUAUUCGACUCCCACCAUUGAGGUAAAUGCAAUUAACUAUUUCACCAGAGCAGGAUACAGAGUCUUUGUGACAGUACACCGUAUCUGUAAUCUCAUGGUUGCCAAGAAUGGCUGGACGACCUAUGACGCCCGUCUCGACAUCAAAGCAUGUCUAGAGCAGAUCAGGAAAGCCCAGGGACCGGACAAAAUCUACACUAUCUGUCACUGCAUGGGAGCAGUGGCAUUCUCAUGUGGUCUUCUUGAUGGCACAAUACCCGCAGACUGGAUUCUAGGGAUUUCCGCGUCGCAAGUAUUCUGCAAUCCCAUGUGGGCGGCCCUGAACAUGGCCAAAGUAUCAGCAGGUCCCAUCCCCUUCGACAAACUCUACUCCACGUUCGGCGGAUCAUGGUUUGAUUGCUCUUCAAGCAGGAACGACACAUAUUUUCAGCAGUUCCUCAACCAAGUGCUGCGCCUAUAUCCCGACACCAGGAAAGAAAUCUGCAAUAACGUCGCGUGUCAUCGAGGAUCUUUGGUCUACGGAAGAAUGUGGAAUCACCGCAAUCUCAACGAAGCCACGCACCGGCAAAUAAACCGCUUCUUCGGCGGCGUCAACAUGACCUGUUUGCACCUCCUCAUGCAGAUGGGGCACCGCGGCUACGUAACAAGCAACGGGCCUCUUUUCAACGACCUCACCACGCCCCGCAACGUUCAUCGCCUCAAAGACAUCCCCAUCAUGCUAUUUUCCGGCUCCGACAACCAAGUCCUGACGCCUGAAGCCACUGAGAAAACAUACAGUUUGCUGAGAGACACAUUUGGGGCGCAGGGGUACGAGAGACAUGUUGUGCAGGGCUAUGGGCAUCUGGAUUGUUGGAUGGGAAGGGAGGCGUAUAAGGAUGUUUAUCCGAUGGUCAGGGAGUCUGUGGAUAGGGUUACGAGGGGAAAGGGGUAUAAAUACCAUGAGCCGGAUUGGAAAAACGAUUGGAAGGGUUGGAAAGACUUGGAAAUUAGCGGGAACCUAUGGAACGAAGCGUAA